Messenger RNA from Pipistrellus kuhlii (Kuhl's pipistrelle), 4673 nucleotides. RefSeq names its product WD repeat domain 55 (gene WDR55). The transcript is spliced from 7 exons. Lineage: Eukaryota; Metazoa; Chordata; Mammalia; Chiroptera; Vespertilionidae. Gene Ontology annotation, molecular function: protein binding. The record is from RefSeq and is a predicted model, not a curated record. The coding region runs from base 114 to 1253 and encodes 379 amino acids.
UCCGGUCCCGCCCCUCCAAGCGGAAGCGGUGCACGGGGCUGCUCACGCCGGCCUGGUGACCGGGGCUUGGGCCCGCUGAUCCACUGAUAACGCGGCCCGGAACCCUCCGGUGCAUGGAUCCCACGUGCGAGGAGAGGGCCACGGAGGAUAGGAGCGACGAGGAGGACUCCGACUCCGCGGAAGCCCCGGCGCGGGUCCGGGACACCCCUGAGGACAUCGUUCUGGAAGCGCCGGCUAGUGGGCUGGCGUUCCACCCGUCCCGCGAGCUCCUGGCGGCGGGGGACGUGGACGGGGACGUGUUCGUCUUUUCCUACUCCUGUCAAGAGGGAGAAACCAAGGAGCUCUGGUCCUCUGGUCACCACCUCAAGUCCUGCCGAGCCGUGACCUUCUCUGAAGAUGGGCAGAAACUUGUUACGGUCUCCAAGGACAAAGCCAUUCACGUUCUCGAUGUGGAGCAGGGCCGACUGGAAAGACGCAUUUCCAAGGCUCAUGGCGCCCCUAUCAACAGUCUGCUGCUAGUGGAUAUGAAUGUUCUGGCCACCGGGGAUGACACCGGUGGCAUUCGGCUCUGGGACCAGCGGAAGGAAGGCCCCUUAAUGGACAUGCGGCAACACGAGGAGUACAUUGCUGACAUGGCUCUGGACCCAGCCAAGAAGCUGCUGCUGACAGCCAGUGGAGACGGCUGCCUUGGUGUCUUCAAUAUUAAGCGACGCCGGUUUGAGCUGCUUUCAGAACCUCAGUCUGGAGACCUGACCUCGGUCACAAUCAUGAAAUGUGGGAGGAAGGUGGCCUGUGGCUCCAGUGAAGGCACCAUCUAUCUCUUCAACUGGAAUGGCUUUGGGGCCACAAGCGACCGCUUUGCCCUGAGAGCCGAGUCCAUUGAUUGCAUGGUUCCGGUCACUGACAGUCUGCUGUGCACGGGGUCCACGGAUGGAGUCAUCAGGGCUGUGAACAUCCUGCCGAACCGAGUGGUGGGCACGGUGGGCCAGCAUGCCGGGGAGCCCGUGGAGCAGCUGGCCCUCUCCCACUGCGGCCGCUUCCUGGCCAGCAGUGGCCAUGACCAGUGCCUCAAAUUCUGGGACAUGGCCCAGCUGCGGGCUGUGGUGGUGGAUGAUUACCGUCGGCGCAAAAAAAAGGGAGGGCCCCUUCGGGCACUGAGUAGCAAGGCUUGGAGCACCGAUGACUUCUUUGCAGGACUGAGGGAAGAGGAAGAGGAGAAGGAGGAAGAGGAGAGCGAGGAUGAUAGUGACUGAGGGGAUGAGGUGGAUCUCAAAACAGGUCCUCACUGGUCAAGUCUUGCUUCCUGGGCUGGAUCCCCAGAGGCUAUGAGUUUAUCACACCCUCUUGGACUUGGACGGCACAAGGAGAUGGGCAAAGAGAGGCUCAGGGCUGUGGGGAGGCAGAGCUGCUCGCUCUACUGGUGUGAGACAAGCCCACAGCUGGGGCAAGAUGGCACAGACACAGGUGUAUACCAACCAGGGCUUUAAUAUAAAUACAACCAGCAUAGAAAAACAAACCAACAGUACACAUACACCAGAACCAAAAUGCCAAGUGGUGGGGACAAAAGGCAGGUUUCUGACCCUUUGGCUCAGCCAUCCCCCAAAUAAAAUCAAAGACAAAUCAAGAAAAAGAGAGUCAUACUAAGCUGUGGGAGGAGACAGUGUGUGUGUGUGUCACACAGAGAAAGGCCUCUGGGCUGUGGGGGAGAGGGCAAGGUCCCUCACUACAACUUAGCCAGAUCUGAGUUGUCUCCGAGCGAGCGCGCUGGGGCUGUGCCCCAGCUGGGAGGCUGUGUCAGGACUAGGGCAGGGCCCAUGCUCCUCCCGUUUUGGGGGAUCAGAUGGUGGCUGCCCAGACCUGCUGGGUUGGGGACUGACACAGGCUCUGCCUACUUGUUCAGGCAGCCUGUAGAGGAUGGGGUUACUGCUUCACCAUGGUACCCGCCUCAGCUCCAGCAGGCCACAGGACGCUGGCCCCAGGCUCGCUCACUGCCCCCGCCGAGGAGAAGAGGCUGGCCCCAGACUCACUCAGCGUCUCCAGCAGCCGUGCAGACACGGCAUCCUUGGCCACCUCGUGCCCAUCCUGCCCUCCCAUGUUGAGCACAACCCAGAUGAAGCCACUGAAGGGCACUGGAUGCCCAGGGAUCACCACCUGGUACCAGAAGUGGUGCCAGCCAGCAGGGCCCGUGCCCAGGCACUUGGUGAGGAACACUGGGCUACCCAGCUUCAUCCGUUGGCACAGCAGCUGCAAGGCAGUUCGAGCCCCUUGGGACGCUAGCUUGUCCCUAGCGAGGGCCAACCCGCUGCCUUCUGGCUGUAAGCACUUCAGCGAGGGCCCGGCAAGCUGCUGGCGAAGUCGCUGCUUCACGUCUGGCUUGAGCCACUCCACAGUCACCUGCUCUCCACAGAGGCGGGACUGCCCUGUAGGAGAGAGGCAGAGACAAGGACAGGUCUUAGCCCUGCACCCAAGCCCCAGCCCCUGUGAGUCCUUAGGAAUCAAGUCACACAAUUACCAGGUGGUGUGACCUCUGGCAAAAUAAAUAAGGCUUCAUUGUGUUUGUAAAAAGGGUGCAGUAACAGCUACCUUCUAAAUUUUCUUGGAGAGUACUGAUCUGAUGCUGUCUUCACUGCAUCACCAUAAAACUAACCUUUGCUGUGAAUACUUGCCAAGAAUCAAGGAAUGUGCUAAGUAUUCAGCUUAGUUCUCACAACAGACGGCAGUCUCAGCAGGACUGCCUCGGGCAAGUCCCCUUCUUUGAAGACAAUCUUCCCUAGAGAGAGAGCACUAUAGUUUUCAUUGGAAUGUUGAGGGUGGCAACUGAGUUUAGGUAAGUGGUAUAGUACCAUUGGAAAUGUUAAAAGCUGAGUUCAAAUAAAUAGUAUAAAGAUGCGAAUUCGGGCAUUCUUGACCGUAAGAUCUUUCUACUUUGCCGGCCCUACGGACAAGUGGAGAGGUCAAGUUCCUGGCAGAAUACCGUUGCUCCAACCAGCGGCCCCCAGCAGCCUCUUACCCCUACCUUCCAUCAGCGCCUUCUUGGCCAUGGCCGCCGCGCGGUGCGAGCUGAACUUGAGCAGCGCCAUCUGCGUGAGCGCCAGGCCGGGGCUGGGCAGCAGCAGCGCCUCCUGGAGGCCCGGCCCCAGCGGCUGCAGCGCCAGCAGCAGCGCGCGGCGGGUCAGGGCGCGCGGCAGCCCGUCCACGCUCAGCUCGCACUUCUCGGUGCUGAGGCACACGAGCAGCGGGCAGGCGGGCCGCAGCGGGUGGUUGUGCAGCGCGGCGAUGGCGGCCUGGGCGCCGCGCCGCGAGCAGUAGCGGGCGUAGGCGAAGCCGCGGUUCAGGCCGCUGAAGGUCAUCAUCAGGCGGAACUCGUAGAGGCGGCCGGCGCGCUGGAACAGCGGGAUCAGCUGGUGCUCGUACACGUCCUGGGGCAGCCGGCCGAUGAACACCUCCGAGCCCGGCGGCGGCGGGCUGCCCACCCAGCCUGGGGGAGGGGGCAGGGUGGGGGAGGCACCGUCACCCACCGGGAUGUCCCGGGUUUGGGCCCAGGAAUCCGGGGCGGGGGGGGGGGGGGAAGGAGGGAUAUCAUGUGAGCGCGCAUCUGGGAAAUGGGUACAACCACCGUGCCCCGAGUCGUUGGCUUAAUUGGGUGAUUAAAUUAAAAUGGGGCUGGCACAGAGGAAGCGCACCUUCCACUGGCUCCUUGGACCUUCGAGGGGGCGGGCGCGCCUGCUGGGGGAGGGGUGAGCGGGGAGUUGGGGCUUCUGAUUACGGAGACUCGGAGCGGCCGCCUCCCCCAAGGCCAAGGGGCUGGUCCGGGCCGGCGCGGCGCCCCAGCAGGCGUACCUGGGGGCGGCCCGCCGUACUUCCUCUGCCCGUUCACUUGCACCAGGCGGACACCCGUCUCCCUGACCCAGGCCUCCAGCGCCGCCUUGUUCUCCGGGUUCACCCUCUCACACCACAGCUGGCGGGGAAAGGCCGGGUCGGAAUGGCGGAUGGCCGCGCCCGCCCCCACCUCGCCCGGUGCUCCGGGGGCCCCGCUCCCCGCACAGGGGGUGCUCGCCCUCGCCCCUCGCUGGCAGACACCCACCUCGUACUCCCGCUUGGACUGCAUGGCUCCGGCGUCGGCGUGGCGGUGCUCCCCUUUAUAACCUCCUCCCUACCUGCCUCUGGAAGCUUCCCUGCCCCUCCACCUCCCCAGCCCGCAUUGGCUCCGAGCGCGACCCCGCCCCCCGGGGGGGUGGGAGGAUCCGCCGCACGUGCGCCGAGACCCUCAGGUGAAAGCUGGAAACCCUGGUGGGCGAGUUCCCAGGCAGACUUGGCCCCUAAGGGAUGGCCGCACACCCACGGAAGAAGAAGGACGCAGGGGGCACCCUUCACCCCGGGGCAGGAGCCUGCUGUAAGUCUUUCUCCCCAUUUCCCACCGCCAGAGCGGUCAGACUGCCAGGGAAGGAAGGCCUUGGCUCUAGCGACACAGACAGGGCACCAGUGGUUGAGAUAUUUUAUUGCACCUUUGGCAACGGGUUGUGGGGAGCAGUGCCUCCUCCUGUGUGGGGCCCUGCAGAGAAGGCCAGUUCGGCCUGGUCCUUGUAGCCUAGGAGCCAGGCGGGACUGAGCUCCCAGGGCUUCCUAUGGAAAUGGCACAGUAAAAUGACCUGUGAUUAUCAAUAAAAUAAUAA